UGUUUCAUUAAUUUGAUGAGCCAUAUGUGCAUGCCUCUAUGCACGGUAUACAUGUGUGUGCGGGUUAAAUAAUUGUGAACUGCUUAAAUAGAAAAUGAUCUUUUGUAAGGAGACUGGCAUUCUUCUACCCAACUGAAAGAUAUAUCAAUUUUCUGAGAGAUAUUCCAGAACAAGGGAAGCAAGCUGCCAAGACUGAGGUAAAGCAGAAAGAAAUGCCUCACAGUAAACACGAUGAAUAUACAGCAAACAAGCAGGACAUUGCUUACACAGAGAUAAAGACCACUAAGUCUCCACAGAAACAAAGAAUACCUAAAGCUGAGAAGAGGCCAGUAUUGCUAAGUGAAGAGCAGGUAAACUAUGCAGAACUGACAUUCCACAGAACAUCUGAGCUCCUGCCCCAAAAACCGGUUGUCGGAGGAAAAAGACAAGGCCCCAAAACAACUAUAUGGAGAAUAGUAACGGGCAUCCUUGGAGCCUUGUGUGUGGUGCUGAUGAUAGUCGUGGGGAUCUUACUUCCAAAAUUAUUUUCUAGCCAAGAAGAACAAAGCAGAAAAAUUUUGCUUCAUCCUCUUCUGUGUUCUAAGGAGAAUAACAGUUCCUGUGAUCUUUGUUCACAUGACUGGAUUGCUUUUGGAAACAAUUUCUAUCAUAGUUUUUAUGGAAUCAAAAGCUGGGUACACAGUCAGUCUGCAUGUGAAGAACUGAAUUCUCAUCUUCUGGAGAUUGACUCCAAAGCAGAGCUGGAAAACAUGAUAUUGUUUCAAUUUGAUGGGUGGAUUCUUCUCAAAAUAGAUGAAACAGAGAUGUCCUGGCUGUGGGAAAAUGCCACUAAAAUAGAGCAAACUCGAAUUAAUGAUUCAGAAAAGAAUCGUAGUUGUCCUUAUCUGAGAGGAAAGGACAUUUUUCUUGAUGACUGUUCAUCUAAGAAGCCAUUUACCUGUGAGUUUAACACACUCUGACACCUGUUUCACUAGCACAAUUGUUAUUAAACUAUAAAUAAAAUAGUA
Messenger RNA from Peromyscus leucopus (white-footed mouse), 1007 nucleotides. RefSeq names its product killer cell lectin-like receptor subfamily I member 1. Gene Ontology annotation, biological process: positive regulation of natural killer cell mediated cytotoxicity; stimulatory C-type lectin receptor signaling pathway. The coding region runs from base 213 to 959 and encodes 248 amino acids. Lineage: Eukaryota; Metazoa; Chordata; Mammalia; Rodentia; Cricetidae. The record is from RefSeq and is a predicted model, not a curated record. The transcript has 7 exons.